This is a messenger RNA of Leishmania braziliensis MHOM/BR/75/M2904, 1353 nucleotides long. RefSeq lists its product as hypothetical. The coding region runs from base 1 to 1353 and encodes 450 amino acids. Lineage: Eukaryota; Euglenozoa; Kinetoplastea; Trypanosomatida; Trypanosomatidae. Gene Ontology annotation, molecular function: protein binding. The record is from RefSeq and is a predicted model, not a curated record. The transcript has a single exon.
AUGUUCACUCAGAUUAGCAAUGCGCACACAGAGGUGGUGACCUCUCUCAUCUUUUCUCCCCACGUCGUUGCCACUGGCGAGGGUGGCUUGCUCUGUUCCACCUCUGGCGAUGACACGGCGGCGCUGUGGGACCUGCGCGCCGGUCCUGGGGCGUCACAGCGAGCCGCGCAUCUCACUGGCCACCACAUUGGCCCUGUAAACCACGCUCUUUUUCACCCUGCCAACCCGUACACGUUGCUGACGGCGUCCGACGAUCGCAGCAUCGGUUGCUGGGAUCUGCGCCGGCCAGAUCGAGUCGUAGGCAAAAUAGCUGGCUUUCAGGAAGGUGUGAACAAGAUGCUGUGGCUGCCGGUUGCGUCGGCCGUCUGCGGGGCCACUGGUGGCAGCAGCCAUGGCGACUGGAGCGUAGUGAGCGCCUGCGAUGAUGGUCACGUGUACGUUCACGCACUCACCCUACCCGGCAGCGGUGCCGAGAGCGCGACUGUCGCUGGUGCUGUUCCUGCCCCGCAGGUUGGCACGCUUGUGGAUAAGUUUCGUGUGUCGACGAGCACUGUGAAUGAUAUCGUGCUUGCGCCUGGCUCGACUUCGAUCCUCAUCACUGCCUCCGAAGAUUGUGCGCUGCGGUCGUGGUCGUUGCGGCACACGUGGCAGAUGACCAAUGCGGCGGUAGGGCUGAUGGAGGACCGCCUACUCGCCACUCUUGACGAGUUUGAGAACCCGGUGAACCACGUCGUGGUGGUGCCCGCCGGGCUUAUAGCACCAGUGGAGAGCCAGGCAGCUGGCGAGGGCCUGGAGAGCAGCAACAGCAGGAGCCCGGCUGGCGCUGCCGGUGACACGGAGGAGUGUGCAGGCGAGGCUGCCGCCUCCACAGUCUUUCCUCGAGCAUAUCAGCAGGCACAUGGUGGUAAUGAUAGCGAGGUCGACGAGGUGGGGACCGGCGCUGGUAACAGUGGAGAGGCACCUCCGCGAAGGGCCGUCGACAUCUCUGAAGCUGCGGGGACGGGUUGCUGGUUGCUCGCCGCGUGCUCGGAGUGUGUCUUCGGCGUCAACUUCGCGCUGCGCUCCGGUGAGUUCGGCACUGGGGCUCGUGCGUUUGUUGGCCACCAGGAUUACGUGCGCGGGCUUGAGUUUACGAGCGAAGGAAAGUUGCUGACCGUGUCGGACGAUAGCACGGCCAUCGAAUGGAACCCUGCCACGACGGAGCCGAUCCGACAGGUGAAGCUGCACGAGGGUCUCGUCAUGUCAUCGGCGGUUUCGCCUUCGCGCGCCUUACUCGCCACCGGCACGGACCGUGGAGAAAUUCGCGUGUGGCUCCUUCCGUUCGCGACAGAGCAGAUCGGUGGCUCGCACUGA